CGGCCGGCCCGGCGCACACACCCCCGUCCCGCCGCCCCCCGCGCUCCCCAACAUGGCGCUGGUGCUGGCGGCCGAGCGGGGUGGUUGCUGCUUCUGGGCGCUGCGGCGGCGGCAAUGGAACCAAGUGCAAAGAUUUGUGAAAUGGGCCUCAACGAUAGGAGGUCACAACAUAAGGAAGAUUCUUAUCGCAAACCGAGGAGAAAUUGCAUGCAGAGUGAUGCGAACAGCGAAGAAAAUGGGCGUGAAGUCUGUAGCCGUUUACAGUGAAGCAGACAGGAAUUCCAUGCAUGUAGCAAUGGCAGAUGAAGCAUAUUGCAUUGGUCCAGCACCUUCCCAGCAGAGUUACCUGGCCAUGCAGAAAAUAAUGCAGGUGGCAAAAGUCUCAGCAGCACAAGCUAUUCAUCCAGGUUAUGGUUUCCUCUCAGAAAACACAGAGUUUGCAGAGUUGUGCAAGCAAGAGGGAAUCAUCUUCAUAGGUCCGCCUUCAUCUGCUAUCAGAGAUAUGGGUAUUAAGAGCACUUCCAAAGCUAUAAUGUCUGCUGCUGGCGUUCCUGUUGUUGAAGGUUAUCAUGGAGAAGAUCAAUCAGAUGAGUGUCUGAAGGAACAUGCCAAGAGAAUAGGAUAUCCAGUGAUGAUUAAAGCUGUUCGUGGGGGUGGAGGAAAGGGCAUGAGAAUUGCUCACUCAGAAAAGGAGUUUCUGGACCAGCUCGAAUCAGCCAGGAGAGAAGCAAAGAAGUCUUUCAAUGAUGAUGCAAUGCUAAUUGAGAAAUUUGUAGAUAAUCCAAGGCAUGUUGAAGUCCAAGUGUUUGGUGACCAGCAUGGCAACGCAGUCUAUCUGUUUGAAAGAGACUGCAGUGUGCAAAGGAGACAUCAGAAGAUCAUUGAAGAGGCACCAGGGCCAGGAAUUAAUCCUGAAGUUCGAAAGAGACUUGGAGAAGCUGCUGUCAAAGCAGCUAAAGCAGUGAAUUACGUGGGAGCAGGAACAGUGGAAUUUAUUAUGGACUCCCAACAUAAUUUUUACUUCAUGGAGAUGAAUACCAGACUGCAAGUAGAGCACCCAGUUACAGAGAUGAUCACUGGAACAGACUUGGUGGAAUGGCAGCUUAGGGUUGCAGCAGGAGAGAAGAUUCCCCUAAUGCAGGAAGAGAUUCUGCUCCGGGGCCAUGCAUUUGAAGCCAGAAUAUACGCUGAAGACCCUAAUAAUAACUUUAUGCCAGGGGCUGGGCCAUUGUUGCACUUAUCCACCCCACCGCCUGAUCGUUUCACCAGAAUAGAAACUGGAGUCCAACAAGGUGAUGAGGUUUCUGUUCAUUAUGAUCCGAUGAUUGCAAAGCUGGUUGUUUGGGCUGAGGAUCGUCAAGCAGCACUGAGAAAGUUGCGAUACAGUUUGCGUCAAUAUAAUAUUGUAGGAUUAAGCACUAAUAUUGAUUUCUUACUGAGCCUGUCAGGACACCCCCAGUUUGAGGCUGGAAUUGUGCACACUAAUUUCAUUCCUCAGCACCACGAUGAACUGUUUCCAACCAAAAAGGCAACCCCACCUGAAGUUCUGUGUCAGGCAGCUCUAGGACUCAUACUGAAAGAGAAAAUGCUAACAGAUGCUUUUAGAGAUCAGUCAAAUGAUAAAUUCUCACCAUUUGCAUCCAGCACUGGUAGAAGAAUAAAUAUGUGUUAUACUAGAAAACUGUCUCUGCUGGAUGGGGAAAGCGUUGUGGAUGUGGCUGUAAGUUACAAUCAAGAAGGGUCAUACAAUAUGCAGAUUCAAGAUAAAAUGUACCUGAUUUCUGGAGAGAUCUUCAAUGAAGGUGAUUCAGUUUACUUGAGGUCUUCAGUGAAUGGAACAGUGUGUAAGUCCAAAUUGGUCAUUUUGGACAACACCAUUUAUCUCUUCUUUCCGGAAGGCAGCGCUCAGAUUGGCCUUCCCGUACCCAAGUACUUGUCUGCAGUGAGUUCGGUGGGAAUGCAAAGUGGUGCCGUAGCGCCCAUGACAGGCACAGUUGAGAAGGUGUUUGUUAAAGCAGGGGAUAAAGUUCAGAUCGGAGACCCUCUGAUGGUUAUGAUAGCUAUGAAAAUGGAGCACACCAUAAGGGCUCCAAAGGCAGGAGUGAUAAAAAAGGUUAAUUUCCAGGAAGGUGCCCAGGCCAGUAGAGACGCUCCACUAGUUGAAUUUGUGGAUGAAGAGGAUGAGUCAAAAUAAAAUUCAAGGAAGGUGCAUUUUAUUUUUUUCUACUUUGUUAAUUUUUCUCUCCGGAGAAGAUUUCUUCAUAUUUUCAAACUGUUUUGUAUAAUGGAUUGAGGAAUUGGUUUCCUCUGCAGUUCCUACAUAUUCUGACUGUAAAUUAUACUGACUUUGCUGAAAUUUGGAUAUUGUUAUACUGUAAUUGUAUAUGUAACUCACGGACCUACAUGAUUGUUGUUCAGUUGUUACGUUUGCCUGUGAGGAGGCGUUAGACUGGAAAAAGAUGUGGAACUCCUAAGGGUGGGAAAGGUUAGAAAGGACUGUAUGUUACAGACAGGUAGGCUCCUACUUUUGCAUUCACAGAUGCCUUUUUUUCUCCUGAGAUGUGAGAGCAUUGAUUUGAAGGAAAUCUGAAAGGUGACAGUUACUCUGUGAGUUCAUUUCUCUGGCAAAAUCCCAGUUUGUGGCUUAUGCUUUUGCCUGAAUAGGGCAUUCAGGAUUGUUCCUUAACCCAGGAUCCCUCUCAGUCAUUUUUGUUGCAUCUUUUUUCCCAUUUACCUCAAAGAAUAAUGAAAAUUUGCUUUUCAACAAUUAUUUUAAUAUUCUUUGAAAUAUAUGAUACAAAGCAUUUUUAAAAUACAUAGCUAUACUCAAAGGUGGAAUGUAACUGCUUUCCAAAAAUACAAUUUGAUCUAUAAACAUGAAAUUGUAGUGCAGAAGGAUGAUCAGCUUAUUUAAUACUGUUGUGCCAAAUAAAAUACUGACUUCAAAAUCCUUAUUACUUUUCCUAUAUUGUUCAUAUUCUAAUAUAUUACUUAUUGGCUGAGAUGAAGUAUACCAAAUUCUUUACAACAACAUGAAAUGUGACUAGGAAUAAUAGAAGGGAAAAUUGGUAGUUUUUUGAUAUGCAAAGAAAAUAUUUCUCUGAUGCAGGAUACUGUUCAUUUGCCAUAAAUUUAUUUUAACUUAUUUAAAAAGCACCUCAGAGAAGCAGGAAAAGGGAAAAAAAAAAAAGAUAUAUUUUAGUUGUUGCAAACUUGCCAAAUCUCUUCACUUUUUAGUUAAGGUGAAGUUCUGCUUGUCAUAUGAACUUUUGAUACACUAGUUUAAGAUGAUAGCAUGGUUUAUACUGCAGAAAGGAACAAACGCAGAUGUUGCAGUGAUCCCAAAUUUGUAGUUACAUCUCUGCAAAUGGAUUAUUUUACUUAUCUGAAAUCUAAUUUCUGAAUCGAUCCACAAUGUCACAGGGAAUUCUGAUGGGAUUCUGUAACUGUGCAGCCUUGCCCGCAGUGCAGACAAAAAAGUAAUGGCUCUGGAUGGUCUGUAUAUUAAAAGCAAACUGUAAUACUUUUCAGAUUUCUUUGUAAUCCAAUGGCCACCUAACAAGAAAUUCCACUUCAGUGAUCACCCUGUAGGAUAUCGCCACAGUGAUUUUUAUGUACUGCUAAAUAAAAAUUAAGCUUCACUUUGAA
Molecule: messenger RNA, 3648 nt
Organism: Columba livia (rock pigeon)
Lineage: Eukaryota; Metazoa; Chordata; Aves; Columbiformes; Columbidae
Gene: MCCC1
Product: methylcrotonyl-CoA carboxylase subunit 1
Exons: 19
Coding region: 53-2194 (713 amino acids)
Cellular component (GO): mitochondrion
Molecular function (GO): ATP binding; metal ion binding; methylcrotonoyl-CoA carboxylase activity
Source: RefSeq, a predicted model, not a curated record